GCAUAAUUCGAUAAACGAUAAAGCAAAUAAGAAAUUUUAUUGGUAUUCAAUUGUGUUUAUCGUGUGAUUUUCUUUAACGAGAUGACUUCAAGAUUGUGUUGUAGUCUCAUCUUCUUUUACUGCUAUUAUCAAGUGGUACAAAUAAACACCUUUUCUCUCCCUCUUGUUGUUAAUACAUGGGGACCACCAUUCUUUGAUGCACCAAAGAAAGGCACUAAUCUGCCUGCAAGCAAAACGCAAACAAGGCAAGAGUCAUCCAUGCAAAGUCAUUUAUUCACCACAUGGAGUGUUAUACAAAAUGGCCAAUCUUCCCUUGAUGCAGUCGAACAGGGUUGUAGUGUGUGUGAAAUUGAGCAAUGUGAUGGUACAGUAGGAUACGGAGGAAGUCCAGAUGAAAAUGGAGACACUACACUUGAUGCUAUGAUUAUGGAUGGUGAAACACAUGAUGUCGGUUCAGUUGGAUGCUUAAAAAACAUUCGUAGCGCAAUAUCUGUUGCACGGAGUGUCAUGGAGGAAAUAGUAGGUGAUGAUGCCACUCAGUUUGCCAAGCAGAUGGGAUUUAAAGAACAAAGUCUGCAGACAAAUAAGUCUCUAAAUAUUUGGAAAUCGUGGAAAAAGAAUAACUGCCAACCUAAUUUCUGGAAGAAUGUCCAACCAGAUCCAAAGGAGUCAUGUGGACCUUACAAACCAAUCAAACGCUUAAAAUGUGAUGAAGGAGAGGAAGACGAUUCAAUUGAUAAUAAUAAUCAUGACACAAUUGGAAUGAUUGUUAUUGACAAAUUUGGACGAAUAGCCGCCGGUACGACUACAAAUGGGUUGAAUCAUAAAAUUUCAGGUCGUGUUGGUGAUUCACCAAUAGCUGGUGCUGGAUCAUAUGCGGAUAAAGCGAUUGGCGGAGCAGCUGCUACUGGUGAUGGUGAUGUUAUGAUGCGAUUUUACCAACGUAAUAUCUUUAACAAAAUAAUGUGUUAUCAAGCAGUACAAAACAUGCGUAAUGGAAUGAGUCCAACAAAAGCAGCCGAGGAUGCAAUUUACCGAAUUGCAAAAUACUAUCCCAAUUUUUCGGGAGCAAUUGUUACAGCAAGUAUUGAUGGAAAAUUUGGUGCAGCUGCUCACAAGUGGACAUUCUUUAAAUACUCAGUUUGCAGUCCAAAUCUUAAUCCUAACUGUCAAUAUUUUUCUGUUCAACCUAUAUCUAAUGACACCAGAAAUAAAUAAAACUUUCUUCAUUCCUUAA
Messenger RNA from Xenia sp. Carnegie-2017, 1237 nucleotides. Its product is annotated as N(4)-(Beta-N-acetylglucosaminyl)-L-asparaginase-like. The transcript is spliced from 13 exons. The coding region runs from base 82 to 1218 and encodes 378 amino acids. NCBI's taxonomy places the organism in Eukaryota, Metazoa, Cnidaria, Anthozoa, Malacalcyonacea, Xeniidae. Gene Ontology annotation, cellular component: lysosome. Gene Ontology annotation, biological process: protein deglycosylation. The record is from RefSeq and is a predicted model, not a curated record. Gene Ontology annotation, molecular function: N4-(beta-N-acetylglucosaminyl)-L-asparaginase activity.